AUGCACCAGGGCAAGGGGCGGGCAAAGCCCGCCCCAAAGGGGCGUGAGGGGGCGCGCCGUGAAGCGAAGAGCUUCUCCGCGGCCACCCACGCCCGGAACGCGAAGGAAGACGACGGACGGCGGUCCCUGGAGGUCCUGAGCGGGUCGCUACAGCGCCUGCUCACGCCCAUCAAGCAGGGCGUGGUCGGCCCCGUCCAGCGGCGCGCGUCUGCGCUCUUCCAGAGCGCCAUGCGGCGCAGAGGGAGGAAGAGGCCGGCCCCUGACGCCACUUCGCCGGCCCCGGAGUACCAGCCGAAGCGGCAGAAGACGCAGGCGGAGCGCGCACCUCCAGGCGGGCAGGCGUUCCUGCACUUUCUCGGCACGCUGAUCUUCACCGUGAUCGUCCUGGGCUGCGCCGCGGCCCGGUGGGCUAUUGCACCCGUGUACGUGCUCUUCCUGGCCUUCUCCAUCCCGUGGCGCACGAAGAAGUACCGGAGGCUCAAGUGGGAGUUCUUCAUGGUUGAUUUCUGCUACUUCGUGAACGCCCUCGCGGCCGUCCACCUCGUAGGCUGGCCUAACUCGCAGGCUCUCGGCGCCCUGACGCAUGCGCUCGCCGACGGGCCCGUCGCCGGCGCCAUCAUCGUCUGGCAGACCUCCUGGGUCUUCAGCUCCAUGGAGCAUUUCGUCUCCGUGGGCGUGCACCUCCUGCCGGGGCUCGCGCUGGCGUGCAACCGCCUCGCGUCCGGGCCGCGGGGCGUCGAGGGCCUCGUCAAGCUCUCGAAGGACGUCCUCGCUGGAACGCCCUGGAACGAGGCCGUCAGGAUGCACCCGCGGAUGACAGUGGAGCAGUCGACGAUUCCGUUCGGCGGGCAGGCGGUGUGGUGGCUGUUCGGCGCCCCGCUGGUCUUCUACUGCACCUGGCAGCUCGCGUACUACAUCCUCGUGCAGCACGUCCUCAUUGGGAAGUUCAUGCGCGACCCUGAGCUCAUGACGUCCUUCAAGUGGCUCACGAAGAAGACCGGGAACCCCUUCGUCAAGCUCAUCAACCGCCAGCGCACUACGCACGGCCGCGUCGUGGCCUUCGGGCUCCUCCAGCUCGCCUACACCGUCCUCUCCUUCCUCUUCGCGCUCCCCCUGUACUACCACCCGCGCGCGCUCCUCGUCUGGCAGGCCGUCAAGGCCGCAGCGGCGCUGUGGUAUGGCAGUAUCUAUCAGUGCCGCACCAUCCCGGAGAAGGUCCGCCGGCAAGCGAUGACGGCGCUCAAGGAAGAGGGCGCCGGCGUCGAGGAAAUGGUCCGCGAGGCAAAGCAGCUGCUCUCGAACGGCGCGUCGAAGCGCGACAGCUACGGCACGCGUCUGCGCGUCGAGUACGCCCUCGACCGGCUGGACCAGGCGCGCCACUUCGACCGGCACGACGCGCGCGGCGCCCGCCACCACCAGAACCACCACCACGUGCCGCCGCACGCGCAGCUGCCGCACGACGCCGGCAGCUACAAGUCCCGCACGGACCCGUGCCCCUGCUGCCAGCGCCGCAGCGCCCCCGCCACGCCGAUGCGCCUGUCGCGCGACGGCGACGUCACGCCGCCCUGGCACGCGGAACGGGCGCCCACGCCGGCGGUUCCGGGCCCGCGGCCGCUCGGGAAGACGGGCAGCAGCAGCGGGAGCGGGGAGCAUCUUGCGGGCGCGAACGGCGUCGGCAGCGCGCGGAAGAAGGCGAAGAAGCGCGCCCGCCGCGGACAGGACGGCGACCGGUCCGGGAGUGCCGCGGAGCGCGCGGAGAGCGCGGCGGCCGGCGGCGCCGCGGUGGCGGCGUCGCCGGUGACGGUGCCGGAGGAGACGGCGUGGUUCGCGCCGCCGGCGGCUCUGGACGGCGUCGACGUGGCGGCGCGCGGGGGGGUGUUGUCGGAGGGGUGGCGGGUCGGGUCGGACAUUGCGGCGGGGGACGCGUCGUGGCACAAGGUGUACGGGCGGAAGGCGCGCAGGCGGUUCGGGACGCGGCUCGGGGGGGCGCCGCCGCUGGUGAGGUGA
Messenger RNA from Pedinophyceae sp. YPF-701, 2007 nucleotides. NCBI's taxonomy places the organism in Eukaryota, Viridiplantae, Chlorophyta, Pedinophyceae. The record is from the annotation of a GenBank genome assembly.